Messenger RNA from Salpingoeca rosetta, 2784 nucleotides. RefSeq names its product TKL/DICTY4/DRK protein kinase. The transcript has 28 exons. Bases 46 to 2784 code for a protein of 912 amino acids. The record is from RefSeq and is a predicted model, not a curated record. Lineage: Eukaryota; Choanoflagellata; Craspedida; Salpingoecidae. Gene Ontology annotation, molecular function: protein binding; ATP binding; protein kinase activity. Gene Ontology annotation, biological process: protein phosphorylation.
CUGUCCUCCAAGCCAAACAAGCCAAACAAGCCAAACAAGCGAAGGAUGCAUCGUGGCUUGGCUCCUCCUGGUGUGCUGACACCCACCUUCGCAGUGCGUGUGCUGCUGGUGCUGGUGCUGUGCUCCUGCUGCUGUUCUCCUGCCAGUGCACAGCAAGAGUUGAGUGUGGGCAACAUCAACAAUGUGUUUCGCGCCGUUCCAGCCUCGGGCAUUGUUCCGCCCGCAUCCACGUUCCACGCGACGGCUGUGCUGAAAUUGGACACCACAAGCGCAUUCAACAGGCAGGCCUCCGGGGAUGAGGAAGUCAUGGUGCUGUUUGGUGGUUAUGAGCUCAACGAUAUCCGCUACUCCACGCGAAACGCACUCAACACAACUUACCUCUUCAGCGCCCGUACACCUCCGGUUUGGAUCGACUGUCAGGCGCCUGUUGCUCCACAAGGAAGGGCGUUCCAUGUCAUGGAAACACUUACAGCGGCGGAUGGAAACGAGCGCGUUGUCUUGCACGGCGGCCUUGCCGGUGAUCUUCAAACGCAUUUCGCCAGCACGUGGGUGCUUGACAUUGCUGGCAACCAGUGCGAAUGGCAAGAAAUCGAAACUUCAGGGUCCCCUGGCCAACGCGCUGCGCAUGGGUCUGCAGAAGUGAACGAUCGCAUGUAUGUGUUUGGCGGCUGCCGUCAGUUUGUCGCACAGCGCCGUGCCCUGCUCGUCCUGUGUGAGGUGGAGAGUCUUCUCAACGAUCUCUGGCAGUUUGAUCUCCUCACGCGCACGUGGACGGAAAUUCCACUGAUGGGCGAUGCGUUCCCUCCCCCUCGCUCCUCCCCGAUGCUCGCCGUCGUCAACGCCACCGUGUCGCCGGCACCUCGUCCGCGCGCUCGCCAUCUCGCGCAUCUCGUCGACGUGGACGGCCAGGCUGCCAUGGUCGUAUAUGGCGGAUUCGUGCAUGGCCAAAUCAGGGGGCUGCGGUCGCUUGGAGACAUGUGGGCGUUUUAUCCGGACAACAGCACGUGGGAGGACUGGACCCCACGUCCCAUCAACGCCUCCCUCUCGCAAGGCCUCUUCUCCCUCGAUUCCAUCGGGGAGGCAGGAGGUGUGCUCGAAUACAACGUGACGACGGUUGGCGGUGGUGUUGCGACGCUCAUGUGGCCGCAGAGGCGAUCCAGCGUUUGUCUCUUCGGCUCGCGCCAGAAAUUUGUGUUCUUUGGCGGCAACACGGAAGGCUUUGAUCUGGCAGAGGCGUGGGAGUACGACGUGGCUGUGAGGCGGUGGAUGCUGCUUGACACGGAACCUGGUUCCGGUCUCCUGCAGCGCCAACUUGCCCGAUCAGGCCACUCCUGUCUUCUCAUUGACGAUCCAAACGAAGGCAGCCGAGCGCUCGUGUUUGGAGGCGAGGGUGCGAGCCGCUUGAACAACGAUGUUGUCGUGUUUCGCCCGACGUGCAAUUACGGCACAGGGGCCUCUGGGGCAUUUUUCAUCAACUCGUGUCGGCAGUGUGCACAGGGCACGUUCUCUACCGCCAUCACAUCAGACAACCCAGAUGACGACUCACAGGCGUGCGAAUCGUGCCCCUUCCUCACAACAACACCCGGCGAUGGCGCCAAAACGGUGGAAGAAUGUUCCAUUUGCGCCCCAAACGCAUGCGAAGGAAAACGAUCAACCUGCGUUGUUCAAGCAGCAAAUGGUCGUCCCACGUACACGUGUCAAUGUGCAUUUGGGCGGAGCGGCACACGAUGCGAAGUGCAAUGGGGUCUCGGCGUGCUGCUCGGUGUUCUUCUGGCGCUCUUGCUUGCCGUUGUCAUCUUCUUUGUCGUCCGCUGGUACCGCUCUGAGGUGAACGAGAUCAAGCACAUCUCGGAGCACCAGGCGAAGGAGUUGGAGUUGACGGGGCACGAACUGCAUGAGCUUCGACGUGUGUUUGAGAUCCCAUACACGCAGGUCGACAAGCGCAAUCGAAUCGACAAGGAGUGCGAGGGCAAUUUUGGUGCGGUGUACUUUGGUUACUACUCUGGCCGUCCUGUCGCCAUCAAGAUGCUUAAGGAAACCCUCACGUCGUGCCGUGAUCCACUGGCACGUGAGGACUUCCAGCGGGAGGUGAAGGUGAUGCGAGAGCUGCGUGACGCGAACAUCGUCUUCUUUUACGGCGCCGGGUAUGAGCCAGACGGAACGCCGUUCCUGGUCACAGAAUACAUGGCACGCGGCUCUCUCCAGCAAAUCAUUCUGAACCCCACUGAGCGGCUUGAUUGGCGUUUGCGCUAUCGGUUUGCCCUUGACGCGGCACAAGGCAUGCUCUUCCUCCACUCCAAGACACCCCCACUGCUUCACAGAGACUUGAAAUCCGCCAACUUGCUCGUGGCAGAAGACUGGACAGUGAAGGUUGCUGACUUCGGUACCGCGCGUCUCUCCGAGCACUUGACGGGUGUUUCAGCAGAGGAGCAGGACUACCAGCAGUCGCUGCUGCAUUCGCAGAGCGAAGGGGCGGUGGGCACCAUCUGCUGGUGUGCGCCAGAGGUGUUGAGUGACGAGCACUACAGCUUGCCGAGCGACGUGUACUCCUUUGGCAUCGUCAUGUUCGAGAUUGCAUCACGAGAAGAGCCCUUCAAGGAGCUGAAGAGUUACGCGCAGGUGAAGGGUGCUGUGCUGCGCGGACAGCGCCCCGCCCUCCCCUCAAACUGCCCAGUCAAGUUUGGCCUGCUGAUGCAACAGUGUUGGAAUCAAGAUCCAUAUGCACGGCCACAGUUCUAUCAAGUCAGGAAACGUCUGUUGGAGAUGCUGGAAGGGGAACCGUGA